Messenger RNA from Coregonus clupeaformis (lake whitefish), 2044 nucleotides. Its product is annotated as peflin-like. The transcript is spliced from 5 exons. NCBI's taxonomy places the organism in Eukaryota, Metazoa, Chordata, Actinopteri, Salmoniformes, Salmonidae. The record is from RefSeq and is a predicted model, not a curated record. The coding region runs from base 61 to 972 and encodes 303 amino acids. Gene Ontology annotation, molecular function: calcium ion binding. Gene Ontology annotation, biological process: COPII vesicle coat assembly.
AGAAGGUGGGGUUGGGGAUAUAUUCAGUGCGGAUACGUGGGUAUCGAAGUUCUUUUCGAAAUGAGUUUCCACUACGGCCAGGGUUAUCCAGGAGGACCAGCUGGAGGGGCUAACUUCCCCCAUCAACACCCACCCCCUGGUGCUCCAUACGGGGCUAGCGCUCCACCUGGUGGCCCCCCUCCCCACGGAUCUCCAUACGGGACCACCACUCCCCCCUCCGCACCCCCAGGACAGUAUGGAGGCUCUGGCCCAUCGGGGUACGCCCCGUACGGGGGAGCGGCCGCCACAGGAGGGGGCUAUGGGUCCCCAGGACAGGGGAGGCAGGCUGGAGGAGCACCGGGGGCCCCAUACGGAGGAGGACAGACCCCUGGAGGGCCCUAUGCUGGGGGGUACGGAGGACAACCACAGGGAGGGCCCUAUGGACAGCAGUCUCCAGCAGGUAACAUACCACCAGGGGUGAACCCAGAAGCAUACCAGUGGUUCCAGACAGUCGACACAGACCAUAGCGGUUCCAUCACUCUAAAGGAACUGAAACAGGCUCUGGUAAACUCCAACUGGUCAGCCUUCAACGACGAGACCUGCCUUAUGAUGAUCAACAUGUUUGACAAGACCAAGUGUGGUCGUAUCGACCUGUUUGGGUUCUCAGCCCUGUGGGUCUUCAUGCAGCAGUGGAGACAGCUGUUCCAACAGUACGACCGCGACCGCUCCGGCUGCAUCAGUGGUACUGAGCUACACCAAGCCCUGUCCCAGAUGGGAUACAACCUGAGCCCCCAGUUCACUGAGACUAUAGCGGCCAAGUACGCUGUGAGGUCUGGGCGUCCUGGCUCAAUGCAGCUGGACUGUUUCAUCCAGGUCUGUACACAGCUACAGAGCAUGACGCAGGCCUUCAGGGAGAAAGACUCCGCCAUGACGGGAAACAUACGCAUGAGCUAUGAAGACUUCCUCUCCACCACCGUCAACAGACUCAUGUGAGGGACAAUGGUAAUAUCCACCUCCCAGUGGUGGCUGGUGGCACUUUAAAUGGGGAGGACAGGCUCAUAGUGACGGCUGGAAUGGAAUAAAUGGAAUGCUAUCAAAUUCCAGUUACUCCCUUCCAAACAUUAUUUUGAGCUGUCCUCCCUUCGCCAGCCUCCUGUGCCAGCCAGUAAUAAUAGGCCAGGGUCCACCUAAAGCCAACACCCUGAAAUCAAGGUGGUGUGAUGGAGGCAAGGGUCCACCUAAAGCCAACACCCUGAAAUCAAGGUGGUGUGAUGGAGGCAAGGGUCCACCUAAAGCCAACACCCUGAAAUCAAGGUGGUGUGAUGGAGGCAAGGGUCCACCUAAAGCCAACACCCUGAAAUCAAGGUGGUGUGAUGGAGGCCAAAUGAGUCAAAUUGAGGAGACGAGAGGGAGGAGAUAUGCGAUAUGAUUAAUCACUCUGUCUCUUUAUGGUAAAAUACUUCAGUUUGACUGCAGUAGACAAGCUAACCUAUAAUGUUGUAUCAAUAAAAGCAAUAACCUAUAUAUAUAUAUAUAUAUAUAUAUAUAUAUAAAUAAAUAUUAGGCCUACUGCAAACUUGCUCGCAAGCAUCCUUAAUAUGUAAACUACAGGGCUUGAUUUGCAUGGUAGAACUUGAUGUGCCAGUUAAACGUGUAGUGUCAAUCUCAUAGGGCCAGUUUCCUGAACCCAGAUGAAGCCUCAUCCUGGACUAGAAAAGCAUUUUCAAUGGAGAUUCCCAAUUGACAAUGUCUUUUUUUAGUCCUGGGGAAACUCUUAAUCUGGGUCUGGGAAACCAGCCCAAAGUAUUGUUGGGUAACAGUUGACACUCGGUACGCUCGAACAAUGCGCCAGAACCAGUGUUAUUAUUUUGACACCACACUUCACUCUAAACCACUACCUUAUCCGCUGGUGGCUAUGAUGGUUAUGACUGUUGAUUAUUAUUAUUAUUUCAGCCAUUCGAUAGUUAAAUUCAGGACCAAUCUUUCUUUUGAAUUUGUGUAUUUCAAAAUGUAUUGUUUAGUGCCAUAACUUGAAAUUGUAUUCUAUUAAACUGUUCAAAUCUUG